Angiostrongylus costaricensis is the source of this 474-nucleotide messenger RNA. Lineage: Eukaryota; Metazoa; Nematoda; Chromadorea; Rhabditida; Metastrongylidae. The record is from the annotation of a GenBank genome assembly.
AUGAGCACCAUUUCAGGUGAAAAAUGUGUGCCAGGAUACUUUAUAGCUCCACUCUUCAUGACGGUGUUCAUGCUGAUUUCCAAUGUUUUGCUGAUGAAUACAAUGGUAGCAUGUGGCACUUACGUAUUCGAGCACAAUGUAGAGAACACUCAGGAAAUUUGGCUUUUCGAACGAUACAGUCAGGUAAUGGAAUAUGAUAGUACGCCAUUCAUUCCACCUCCAUUCACGAUAUUCUACCAUGCAUUCUGGUUUUUUCGUUGGAUGCGAGUGCGAAAGUUUUCCAGAAACAAUCUUCUUGAUGCCUCAUUAAAGCUCUUUUUGAGUGAGGAGCAAAUUGAGAAGAUUCAUUCAUUCGAAGAAGAGUGUGUAGAAGAUAUGGAAAGGGAGAAGGACAUACUGAAGCAGAGUUCAAAUGAUGAGCGAAUCCAUCACGUAGCCGAGCGUUCAGAUCAAAUCUUGAAUAGGUUUGUAUAG